Messenger RNA from Trichomonas vaginalis G3, 3840 nucleotides. Its product is annotated as DNA helicase RECQ family member family. Gene Ontology annotation, cellular component: nucleus; cytoplasm; chromosome. Gene Ontology annotation, molecular function: 3'-5' DNA helicase activity; ATP binding; nucleic acid binding. The coding region runs from base 1 to 3840 and encodes 1279 amino acids. The record is from RefSeq and is a predicted model, not a curated record. The transcript has a single exon. Lineage: Eukaryota; Parabasalia; Trichomonadida; Trichomonadidae. Gene Ontology annotation, biological process: double-strand break repair via homologous recombination.
AUGUUGAAUGAUGGGACACCUCAUGUCAAUAUGAUGGUGGACCGGAGUUACACAUCACCUUUUGGUCAGAAUAGAUCUGCUGGACAAGAUAAUUUAUUCAACAAUCAACAGCAAAAACCGAAUUACAAACAAUCAGAAGCAAUUGUUAUAGAUGAUUCAGAUGAUGAAUCAGAUAAACCUAAUCCCAAUCAAACUAUAUCUUCGUUUAUUUCUCGAACAUUACCUCAACCUCCAGUUCAAGAAACAAAUUUUAGUUAUCUUUCUUCAGAUUCAGAAUACGUUGACACACAGCAAGAAGCAUCAAAUGAAUACUCAAAAUCAUCAAGUAAUUAUACACAAGAACCAAUACAACAAGAAAUAAAACCAAUAAUUCCACCACAAAAUGAAACAAAUAAGAAAUCAAUCGAGUUAGAUGAUACUUAUCACAUUCAUGAGGAGAAUUUGUUUAAAUUACAGUCAUAUCUUGAACAAAUCAACAAUUGUAUCAAAGAAUGUGUCCAAAAUCAAAAUUACGCAGAUAUUCCAAUGUACAGAGAUGAGAGAAAGAAAGCUUACUUACAGAUAUUGAAUAUUGAAGACAAAUUACUUACUCAUUACAAAACAUUAGAACAACGUCAAAGUAUGAUAAAAAUUGACCCUCCAAAGAAACCGGAUUUGAUAAAUUCUCUCAAUUUUCAACAGAAAUUCAAUGAAGACUCGGAUGAUAUUGUAAUUGUUGAUACAAAGCAAUCAGACAGACAGGAUUAUCAACACGAAAACCAAGUUUUGCAAGAAAAUACUGAUUUUCAUCAAAAUCAAAAUAAUCUUAAUUUGGAUAAUAAAAAUGGUAUCAACAAAAUCAAUCAACCUAUGAAUCAACAAUUAUAUGACUCAAAUCAAAAAAAUAAUAUUAAAAAUUUCUUAAACCAGAAUAAUCAGAAUUCUAAUAGUAUUAAUGAUUUAAAUACAUAUAAUCAACAAAAUUAUGAUCAAAAUCAAAAUUAUGAUAAUAAAAAUAUUUUUAAUCAGAAGAAUCAAAAUUACAAUACUUCAAAUGAAUUAAAUACAUAUAACCAGCAAAAUUAUGAUCAAAAUCAAAAUUAUGAUAAUAAAAAUAUUUUUAAUCAGAAGAAUCAAAAUUACAAUACUUCAAAUGAAUUAAAUACAUAUAACCAGCAAAAUUAUGAUCAAAAUCAAAAUUAUGAUAAUAAAAAUAUUUUUAAUCAGAAGAAUCAAAAUUACAAUACUUCAAAUGAAUUAAAUACAUAUAACCAGCAAAAUUACGAUCAAAAUCAAAAUUAUGAUAAUAAAAAUAUUUUUAAUCAGAUAAAUAGAAAUUACAGUCGUAAUGAUGAUAUUAGUAAAUAUAAUCAACAAAAUUAUGAUCAGAUUCAAAAUUAUGAAAAUAAAAAUAUUUUUAAUCAAAAUCUUCAAAAUAAUGAUAUCAAAUCAUUAAGUAGUCAAAAUAGAUUGAAUCAGAUAUCAAAUCAGCAAUUUAAUACAGAAAAUAAAAUAAAUGAUAAUAAAAGUGUUUUUGGACAGAAUUCAACGACAAACAAUAGUUUAACUAGUUCAAACACUUCAAAUCAAUCAUUAUCAACAAAUAAUCAAUCAAACCAAAAUCAGGACUUCCCCGACCAAUCAAUUUACAACGAAUCGAACAAUUAUGGACUUCCCGAUGAAUAUAUCAAUGUUUUGAAUGAAGUGAACAAAAAUGUGUUUGGCCAUGAUUCAUUUCGCGGUGUACAGCUUCCAGCGAUUGCAGCAGCCGUCAGAGGUAACGAUGUCUUCAUUCUGAUGCCGACUGGCGGAGGAAAAUCUUUAUGUUAUAUGUUGACAGGAAUGGUACAAGGUGGCGUUACAUUGGUUAUAUCCCCUUUGUUAUCUCUCAUCAAGGAUCAAGUCGAUCAGUUGAAAUCAUUGAACAUCCAAGCUGAAUUAAUAAAUUAUGAAACGAAACAAGAGGAAGAGAGCAAGAUAUUGAAUGAAGCCAAGCAAGGAAGAGUCAGAUUCCUUUACAUGACCCCAGAAAAGCUGAAUCUAAGCGGAAAUGUCUCACAAUUUUUGAAUGAUAUUUAUAGUCAAAACAAAUUGACUCGUAUUGUUGUCGAUGAGGCCCAUUGUGUCUCCCAUUGGGGCCACGACUUCAGACCAGACUACAUGCAGAUCGGAAAAGUGAGAGAAAACUAUCCAGAAGUUCCUCUCAUGGCUUUGACGGCGACAGCAACACAGAAGGUCAUAGAAGACUGUUACGAACAACUUUGCAUGAAGAAUGUUGAGAUUUUCCAUCAAACUUUUAAUCGACCAAAUAUAAAUUUCGAAGUACAUGCGAAAGAAGGGACUACUGAAGGUUGUUACAACCAGAUCGUCAACUGGAUAUACCAGAAAGGCUACGACAAUGCUUCUGGAAUCAUUUUUUGCAUGACAACACGAACAACCGAAGAAAUGUCGAUUUAUUUGAACCAAAGAGGUCUUAGAACGCUUCACUACCAUGGGAAGAUGGACAUGGAACACAGGAAGGACACGCAGGACCGAUGGAUGCGAAAUGAAAUAAAUAUUGUUGUUGCGACUUUAGCUUUCGGAAUGGGGAUCAACAAACCAGAUGUAAGAUUCGUUAUACAUCAUUCCAUCCCGAAAUCAAUCGAAGAAUACUACCAGGAAGCCGGAAGAAGCGGAAGAGACGGAAAAAAGACAGAUUGUAUAUUAUUAUACAGUUCCGCUGAUAUUGAUAAACUUCUGUAUAUUAUAUGUGAAAAUACUCCUGGUUCUCAGGAAUUGGAUCGAAAUAAAGUUGAUAUGUUAUAUAAAAUGGAAGAAUACUGUUUGAACAAGAAAGAUUGUAGAAGAUCCUUGUUGCUACAAUACUUUGGUGAACAGUUCAACCCAGAAGAAUGCCACGAAAUGUGUGAUAACUGUAGAUUAUCUUCGAUUCGAGGAAAACCAGUUCCAAGGGUCAUGAAUCGGUUCGCAAUUGCUAUAGCGAAUAUCGUGAACAAUAUCUACAGGAAAAGAGGUCGAACUUCCCCUUUCGCGACGAAAAAACAUCUGGAAAAAAUUUUUUAUGGAAUUUCCUCGAAAUCUAUAAAAGAUUCAUGCGAUUACCAGAUGAUUGAGUUCGGAAGUGGUGGGGAAUUGAAGACUUCAAAUGGAAUUUUCGAUCUUUUAUUACAUAAAUUGGAACAAGGCGACGUAAUCACAAAAAAGUUCAAGGAAAUACCAAAUGGAAAGAUAGAGUAUUAUAUUCCCGGCGAAAUGUUCGCUUACAAAGAUAAUAUUCAGUAUAUUAUCGAAGAAUACCCAGAAGAUUCGCUUUCCCCUGAAAACAAUGCUUUGUAUAAGAGCCUCAACGAACUUAGAGCACAAGUUGCUGAUAUGAGUAGAAUAGAACCUGAUAAAGUCCUGAAAAUCGACUUAUUAAAGAAAAUUGUCGAACAAAAGCCGACAACUGAGAUAGAGAUGAUCAGAUUAACAGGAAUGUCUAAAAAGAUCUUUAAUUUGUUCGGAAAAUACGCGAUAGAAAGAAUAUUAAUUCAAUCAAACCUUUCUGCGAAUCCAACAAGCAACAACGCUUAUUCUUCGAAGCUUGCAAACCUUGUUCCAUCAAAUUCUAUUGGAAAUCCACUCCAAAGAAGAAUUGUUGAGUUGGCAAAUUCAAAAACAAGUUCUGGCCAGAAACAGAACGUUAUUCCGAUUUGGCCAACCAAACAAACCCCUCAAAUGUUUGUUCCGCAGAGUUCUAACCAAAAUCUUCCUUUUUCAACGCAACAGAACAGACAACAAAUGAAUCCUGACUCUGUUCCUGAGACAUCUACUGCAGUAUUGACUUAUAUGCAGCAACAGAUGUCUAUGUUGAAAAAAUAA